This is a messenger RNA of Daucus carota subsp. sativus, 1363 nucleotides long. RefSeq names its product glyceraldehyde-3-phosphate dehydrogenase, cytosolic. Gene Ontology annotation, cellular component: cytosol. NCBI's taxonomy places the organism in Eukaryota, Viridiplantae, Streptophyta, Magnoliopsida, Apiales, Apiaceae. Bases 143 to 1156 code for a protein of 337 amino acids. Gene Ontology annotation, molecular function: glyceraldehyde-3-phosphate dehydrogenase (NAD+) (phosphorylating) activity; NADP binding; NAD binding. The transcript is spliced from 12 exons. Gene Ontology annotation, biological process: glycolytic process; glucose metabolic process. The record is from RefSeq and is a predicted model, not a curated record.
GCCUCACGAGAUUUUAACCGGCUCUUCCGGUCACCCCUCCUUUUAAAACCCUCACGAGCAGCCUCUUUUUCAUUUCAUUAUUACUCUCUUUCUAUCUCUUGCUUUUCAACUCCUUCACACUCUCACUCUUAUCUUCAAAUCCAUGGCACCAAUCAAGAUCGGAAUCAACGGAUUCGGAAGAAUCGGUCGAUUAGUUGCUAGAGUUGCUCUGCAAAGAGAUGAUGUUGAGCUUGUUGCUGUUAAUGAUCCAUUUAUCUCAACUGAUUACAUGACAUACAUGUUCAAGUACGACAGUGUUCACGGUGCAUGGAAGCAUCAUGAGCUUAAAGUCAAGGAUGAGAAGACUCUUCUUUUUGGCGAGAAGCCUGUUGCUGUCUUUGGUUGCAGGAACCCUGAGGAGAUCCCUUGGGCUAGCACUGGUGCAGAGUACAUUGUGGAGUCCACUGGUGUGUUCACCGACAAGGACAAGGCCGCUGCACAUUUGAAGGGAGGUGCAAAGAAGGUUAUCAUCUCUGCUCCUAGCAAGGAUGCUCCCAUGUUUGUUGUUGGUGUCAAUGAAAAGGAAUACAAAUCAGACCUUCACAUUGUUUCUAAUGCUAGUUGCACUACCAACUGCCUUGCACCUCUUGCAAAGGUGAUCAAUGAUAGAUUUGGCAUUGUUGAGGGGCUAAUGACAACUGUUCAUUCAAUUACAGCCACACAAAAAACUGUUGAUGGACCAUCUGCCAAGGACUGGAGAGGUGGAAGAGCUGCAUCAUUCAACAUCAUUCCUAGCAGCACUGGAGCUGCCAAGGCUGUUGGAAAGGUGCUUCCUCAGCUAAAUGGUAAAUUGACCGGCAUGUCCUUUAGAGUUCCAACUGUGGAUGUCUCUGUCGUUGAUCUUACUGUCAGGCUGGAAAAGAAGGCUACUUAUGAUCAAAUUAAAGCUGCUAUCAAGGAGGAGUCCGAGGGAAAGCUCAAGGGAAUCCUAGGUUACACCGAAGAUGAUGUGGUUUCCACAGACUUUGUGGGUGACAGCAGGUCGAGCAUCUUCGAUGCCAAGGCCGGAAUUGCUCUCAAUGAUAACUUUGUCAAGCUUGUUUCGUGGUACGACAACGAAUGGGGAUACAGCACCCGAGUGGUUGACUUGAUCGUCCACAUGGCAUCUGUUCAGUAAGUUCGAGAGAUCGUCUGAAGAAUGUUUAGGAUAGUUUAGGGAAACUAUCUUUUAAUAUUUUUAACUAGACGAAUAAUUCCCGGGUAAAUCUCGGUUGAAUGUAAUAAUUAAGACUUGAAUUCUUUGGUUUUACUGCCAUAUUUUGAAUUUUGGUGGUUGGCUUUUGUUUCAGUUUUGUUAUCAAUGCAAUGCAAUUGAUGUCUCUAA